Colletotrichum karsti is the source of this 645-nucleotide messenger RNA. RefSeq lists its product as uncharacterized. The transcript has a single exon. Lineage: Eukaryota; Fungi; Ascomycota; Sordariomycetes; Glomerellales; Glomerellaceae. The record is from RefSeq and is a predicted model, not a curated record. Bases 1 to 645 code for a protein of 214 amino acids.
AUGUCCUAUCUUACUCGAGGUCUGUAUCAGCAACUCCGGUUUUCCGACGAAGACCGUUACUCGGAAGAUGACGACCCAACACUCGCAUACCAGCCAUGGGGUUUCUCGAUCUAUCGCACCGCAUACGGGCCCGAGUCCGAAGGUGCAUGGCAAACCCUGAUCAACACAAUAGGCCAGCAAGCUCGCGAGGACCUCAGGCUGUUCGGCGAGACCAAAGCAGAUGAAGAGCGAGCUGCACGACUGUCAUCGUGUUUCCAUCUCGAUCUCGGAAGUGACGAGGACGCGCUCCGCGGCGCCGACAUGCAUCGCGUCCGCCGCCUCCACAGGGAGGUGGCUGCCGAGAGUGGUGUAUGGUCGGAAGAGAAUUUUGCUUCUCGGCAAUACUUCCUCCUCGCCGACGAGGAGGUCUUGGCUGACGUUGCCACUGGUGACUUUUGGGUCAAAUGCGUCCAGGCCGACUAUGAGGCCGAUAGGUAUGCCUCGCGGUGUGCACGUACGCCUCAACGCUACUUCGGUUGGAUGAAGACGACCGCAAGAACCCUUUCUGAGCUAUGGGGUACUUUGGAGGAGGGCCUGGAUAGGAUUGCGCCGCCGACUAUCGGCGGAAUGCAUUUGGUUACUUGGGAAGGAGAUCCGUACAGGUGA